Thrips palmi is the source of this 1598-nucleotide messenger RNA. RefSeq names its product glucose-dependent insulinotropic receptor-like. Gene Ontology annotation, cellular component: membrane. Gene Ontology annotation, biological process: G protein-coupled receptor signaling pathway. The transcript has 5 exons. Gene Ontology annotation, molecular function: G protein-coupled receptor activity. NCBI's taxonomy places the organism in Eukaryota, Metazoa, Arthropoda, Insecta, Thysanoptera, Thripidae. Bases 1 to 1068 code for a protein of 355 amino acids. The record is from RefSeq and is a predicted model, not a curated record.
AUGGCCGCCAUCGCCGUGGACAGGUUCACGUCGCUCGCGCAGCCACUCCGCUACAACAACCUCAUCACGCACCGCUCCGUGGAGCGCUACAUCGCCGGCCUGUGGCUGUACGCCGGCCUGGUGGGCACGGCGCCCCUCGCCGCCAGGGUGUGGGGGCCCGGCGUCGGGGGCGCGCCCCCUCCCGCGCCGUGCUCCGGGGCGGCGCUGCUGCGUCCCCCGGGCGUGGCGGUGUUCCUGCUGUGCGCCGUCUACGCGCCCUGCAUGGUGCUGGUGGUGGGCUGCUACUCGUACGUGUACCUGGUGGCGCGCAACCACCACCGCGCCAUCUACAGCGUCGAGGUGUCUCUCCGCCACGGCCACGACGCGCCCUACGCGUCGCGCUACACCUCCACCCUCGCCAUCACGGUCGGCUUCUUCGUCUGCCUGUGGCUGCCGUUCCAGAUGGUGAUCGUCGUGGACCUGGUGUGCGGCUCCCACCUGGUCUCCUCCCUCCGCGGGCUGUGCCUGUCGCUGCCCAUGUUCGCCUCCUCCGCGCUCAACCCCUGGGUGUACGGCUACCGCAACGGGGAGGUCCGCGCCGCGGUGCAGCGCGUGCUCGGCGAGAUGCUGACCAAGGUGGGGCUGUCUUCGCCACACCUGGGCUGUCCCCACCUGGUGACGACGGGGGCCGACGCCGAGCUCAACAGCUUCGCGUCGAACGUGCGCCUGUGCACGCUGUCGUUCACGGCGACGCACACGCUGGCCACGCCCACGCCGACGCGGUGCUGCACCACGACCAACGCCUCGCUGCUGCACCCCGACGACGCCAUCCUGCUGCAGUCGCCGCAGACCCCGAGCGUGGACACCCCGAGCCAGCCGGCCUCGCCGUCCACCGGCAAGGCUGCCUCCUCACCACUAACGCCACCUGCGCCGCCGCCGCCCCCGAGCAGGACGCUGAGGGCCCUCGCGGGGCACGCGGCCUCGCACACCGCGGUCAUCACGCUCGCCCAGACAGUCAUCGAACUGCGAGUCCCCGUUCAAGUGCCAAACGCCGCGGCCACCUCGCUCAACAAGGUGCACCACGUUUAGGGACUAGCCGCCGUGGAGCUACCCCACGCCCUAGCCCACGCCAGUGCCAUGGCGGCGAUACUCCCCGACCGUAGGUUGGCUGUGUCUUCAAGUGACUGUGAUUCAAGGAAACUCGUGCGGCCAUUUGAUGAUUUUCUUUCGUUGUUCGGUUUUGCAGUUGAAGUGUGAAACUUAAACCUCGCGCUCGCCGGAUAGAGGACGUGUUCUCAUUGAUAAUCAAGAUAUUAGUUCAGUGUGCCACACGUAGUCUCGAAGUCCACAGCCCCGUGUCACGGGCCGCGCUCUAACUAUCGCUUGUAGCAGCUCAAAGCGGUCUUACGCUCAGUGGCAAGUUCAUAAUGCUACUUCUCCAGUGUGGCCAUGAGAUCCUCGUUUUCCUAGUUUUUCAGAUGGAUGAAGGUUGACCCCCAAUCAGUCUUUGUCCUCCCACUGUUCCCUCAGUUGUGGCCAUCCCGUUCAACCGUGAACUCUCCUUAAUAGAUAGGUAUACUUCACGUUUUUAUGAUGAAGGAUCUAUUUUCUACUGUCGU